Fusarium oxysporum Fo47 is the source of this 2247-nucleotide messenger RNA. RefSeq lists its product as uncharacterized. The record is from RefSeq and is a predicted model, not a curated record. The coding region runs from base 1 to 2247 and encodes 748 amino acids. The transcript has 4 exons. Lineage: Eukaryota; Fungi; Ascomycota; Sordariomycetes; Hypocreales; Nectriaceae.
AUGGCACGCGCAUCAGAUCUUAGCUGGGUCUGGGGUUGGCUGCCCCUUGACGACAAGUACGAGUGGGAUUCUAUCUUCACCAUAGACGAGGCUUUUGACAACAAACACUACAAUAUUACCUUCGCCGCUAUCUCCGUUCUUUACAAGAUCCUCAAAGCGAUAAGCAUCAUCCUUGUGCCCAUCGCAAUCCUCCUCGGCCACUGGCUUGCCAGCUUGGCCGUACUAAUCCUUUCCGUCGUCAGGCUGUCCAUUUUGGUUCUCAUCCUGAAAGUAUUUGGAGAUGGAUUCGAAAGCCACCAAGAGGUGGUAAGACCAUUCUUUUCCACCAGGUGGAAUAUUGGGGAGUGUCUAUCGAUGUCAAGCCUCCUUACAUACUUUCCCAUGAUCAGGUUUAGGGCUUGCCAAGCAAUAGAAAUUGUGAGGGAACAUCUCGUUUCUAUACGAGACGAGCUAUACGAAAUCACAGGCAUUGACUUUCGUUAUCCUGACCUACCAGACGGAGACGUAACCCACAUCCAACCCAGCGAUACUCGUGCGGAACGGUGGAUGAGGCAGCUGGUCCAGGAGGACAGGAUCAGAAGGAGAAGGGGCAUCGAGAAUGAAAGGAUUAGCGGCCAUGAUGUUAUCGGAAAUCAACAAGAAAGCCUGGACGGAGGACCAGAAACACCAGCCGCAAGAACCAAUCCUCACGACAGUGACGAGGAGAUGGGGAGUUUCGAGCCUGGUGCCGCCGGGGAUCCCGGCGUAAGUUCAAAGGAGGAGCAGACCCCUCUAGCAUCUACAAUUUAUGACGCUCAAAUGGCCGAUGUAUGGCGACCAAAUGAAGAAGAAAGUAAAAGAAUUGGAGAUGCAGCUCAGAACCUGUUUAAAGACCUCAUGGACCAAGAUGACGAAGACUCCUCGGAAGACACAAAACCAGAAAGAGAGCCGUCAAUGAGCCCAAUGAGAGAGAUAGUAACCGAAGAUCAACAGGCAAACCUCGAAGAUACUCCUAUGCAGGAUAUGCAGUCGUCUGCACCACCCGCCAUUACCGCUGGACUUCACCUACCGAUUCAGCAACCAGAGGGCCCGCGUGUCCAGGCGCAGCCUUUCAUAUCGCCAGAGUCUCGUCCCAUAGGCCAAGGGAUGUCUCCACGGGAGGAAGCCAAGCUUGCGGACAUGCUUGUGGCCGCGUUUGAGGAACAUGGCCCGGACACACCCACACAAGAUGCUCAACCUCCCAGUGUUCGCCCUCAACCUCUCACGUCUGCAGACCCGCUUCUAGAGGCUUUUCGUGCUAGACUCACGGCAGCAGAAACUGAACCGCAGCCAGACAAGUACUACGCGCAGGUUCCCAAGGACCGCGGUCCUCUUGAUCCAGUAAACGAAGACAGAGGAGUUGAUAUAGCGGAGAUGGACUUGGCGGCUCGCAGUCUAUCAGACCUCGCAGCUGCUACGGGUAUUGUUAUCGGGAAUGAUGCUUCAAACCAGGCAGCGUCUCCUUCAGGCAAGGACUCUAGUCAUAAGGACACUGACGCCCAGAAGACUGAUGUCCAUAUCACAAGCAGUCAGAAAACUAGUACUCAUGAGACUAACAUGCAGGAGUCAUCCGUCAGCGAUCCUGAGGUCGAAAGGCAAACGGCAAUGACCCUGCCAGAGGAACAAUCUGGACCAAACUCACAACAACCUCAAAGCGCCUCUGCAUCUAUCUUGUCAGCUAAAAGCCAACCCUCACUUGUUCAGUCAACGCCCACUCAAACACCGCCAGCCCAACCAUCACCAGCAGCCGCAAGCACAGCCGCAGCUCAGCAACAUACUCCUACCACCAAUAACUCACCCACCGCAGCGGGCCCCAUCAAUACGCAACAACAACCAACUACAGCUACACCAGCACCCAAGAAAUCUGGCCCUGACCCCGAGAAGGUUGCAGAAUUCCACAGGAAAAAGCAGGCACAACUGAAGAAGCAAAUACCGAAGAAGCCAGUCAAUAUCUUCAUGCAGACGAAACGGCCUGCUGCAGUUCCAUCCACACCUAACAUACCUCAGAAGAAUCCAAACUCUUCCACUCAAGGACGGUCGCCAUCGCUAACGGCUAUUGAUGAAGGCGAUAAGAAUACGAUGGCUGGUCUAGAUUUGCUCUUUGGUGUUCCAGGGUCUAAUAAAAAGAAACAAGGCCUACAAAUUAUCGACAUCAAUGACAUCCCGGAUCAUCAGAGAACUCGGAUACAGAAAGAUGAUGCCGGACGUAAAGAUGAAGAAGAAGAAUAG